GGCGUACAGAAUUCGUCGAGCUCUCGUUUUGCAUGCUACGAGUGGAUCUGAACUGGACGUGGGAAGGCGAUCAUAGACCCGCGUCGGAGAUUGUGGAGUUGCUCGUCAUUCAGGCGUGGAGGACCAACGUGGCGGGAGAUCUUCUGGGAUUCAUCUUUGGAGCAGUGGAUCGGGGAAACCGAUUACAGAUCGUGCGCGAACUUACGAUCGUGAUCGCACGAUUGGCCGACGAACUCCCCCUCGACAUUGUCUCUCAGAGCGACGAAGAACCCGUGCCACAUACACUCUCAAGGACUCUCGCCCCGAGCCUCCAGUGGUCGGCUUGUAUCGAGGAGCGUUGGGCGGACGGCCGUUUUCCUUCCCGUAGCGAGUACCUGGACAUCCACAGCCUGACUAAUCCCCGCUUCUUUCGACAACCAACGACGUUUGAGUGGGCAACGCUGAGAGAAGAAGAGGAGGCCGAAGAGGAAUCGGAAGGAGAAUUGAGGAGAGAGGGCGGGGAAGCAGCGGCGCGAUUGGCCGAGGACGAGGAAGAAGAGUGCGAAGCAGAAGAAGAGCCGGCGGGAGAAGAAGAAGAAGAAGAAGUAGAAGAAGAAGAAGAAGAAGAAGAAGAAGAAGAAGAAGAAGAAGAAGAAGAAGAAGAGGAAGACGCAGAAGAGGAGACUUCGGAGGAAGAGAAAGAGGCCUAUAGUGAGUACAGCGAGGGCGAGCAAAGUGAGGAGGAGGAGGAAGACGACGAAGAAGUGAAAAGCGAGAACAACCAGGCGCGAACGCACGACGAGCUCGAGUGGGUGCCAGGACCGGAUCGGCGAGAGGAGAACCCAGAGGCUGCUGCGCAGCGCAACAAAGAAAUCGUGGAAGGAAAACGGUUGGCGUUUGAUCCCACACCGAACGAUCCUUUCAAGGAUCCCGAGCCGCCCAAGCCGGAACAUAGGGACCUUGCUGCCACGACCUCGGGAGCCGGUGUGAGGAAACCCGGGGAGGGGCACCUGUUCGCCGCUGAAGCCAAGGGCAACGGCGCCUAUCACUCGUCGUGCCCGCUUCAGAGGUCCUCAGCAGCGAGUAGAUGUGGUCGGGAACGAUUUGUCUAUUUCACCCCCACUAAAGAGUCCCUAAAAGGCUAAAACGUUUGCUUUUCUUUGCUUAAACUCAGCUCUUUCCUCGAUGAUUAGCUAGAUCAACAACGAAGCAAAAAUUGUCCUACUCAUGGACCUACGCAACAUUUACCACGAAGUUGAGUUCAACUCUUUUCCCAGUGAACAGUGAAAGUGCAUCAAUCUAAACAAGUCCAGUUAGUAGCGAGCCGCAAAAAUGACAGCGAAUCAGAAAGAGGCCCGGUUGGCUGAGAUCAGUGGAAGGGAAGCGACUCUGACAAGGCUCUUUUCGCCUGUGAUCAGUACGAGCUCCAGCAAGCUGAAAGAGCCCGGACUAACGAAGCGUGAGGCAAACAACCCCCCACCCUCGACUCUCGCUUGAACAAAUUUUAAACUCAAGC
Chara braunii is the source of this 1495-nucleotide messenger RNA. The record is from the annotation of a GenBank genome assembly. NCBI's taxonomy places the organism in Eukaryota, Viridiplantae, Streptophyta, Charophyceae, Charales, Characeae.